This is a messenger RNA of Condylura cristata (star-nosed mole), 1621 nucleotides long. RefSeq names its product thioredoxin-related transmembrane protein 2 (gene TMX2). Gene Ontology annotation, biological process: brain development. Bases 60 to 950 code for a protein of 296 amino acids. The record is from RefSeq and is a predicted model, not a curated record. Gene Ontology annotation, cellular component: membrane-bounded organelle. Gene Ontology annotation, molecular function: disulfide oxidoreductase activity. NCBI's taxonomy places the organism in Eukaryota, Metazoa, Chordata, Mammalia, Eulipotyphla, Talpidae. The transcript is spliced from 8 exons.
UAGCAGGCUCGGCGGGGGGCGGGGCCAGACCUGCGGCGGGCGCUGCUCGGGCCGGCAAGAUGGCGGUCCUGGCACCUCUAAUCGCUCUUGUGUACUCGGUGCCGCGACUUUCACGAUGGCUGGCCCGACCUUAUUACCUCUUGUCAGCCCUGCUCUCUGCUGCCUUCCUACUGGUGAGAAAGGUGCCCCCGCUCUGCAGCAGUCUCCCCACGCAGCGCGAAGACGGCAACCCGUGUGACUUUGACUGGAGAGAAGUGGAGAUCCUCAUGUUCCUUAGUGCUAUUGUGAUGAUGAAGAACCGCAGAUCGAUCACCGUGGAGCAGCAUAUUGGCAACAUCUUCAUGUUCAGUAAAGUGGCCAAUGCCAUUCUUUUCUUCCGCCUGGAUAUUCGCAUGGGCCUGCUCUACAUCACACUGUGCAUCGUGUUCCUGAUGACGUGCAAACCCCCUCUGUAUAUGGGCCCUGAGUACAUCAAGUACUUCAGUGAUAAAACCAUCGAUGAAGAGCUGGAGCGGGACAAGAGGGUCACAUGGAUCGUGGAGUUCUUUGCCAACUGGUCUAAUGACUGCCAGUCCUUUGCUCCUAUCUACGCUGAUCUCUCUCUCAAGUACAACUGUACAGGGCUAAAUUUCGGGAAGGUGGAUGUCGGACGCUACACUGACGUUAGUACAAGGUACAAAGUGAGUACAUCGCCCCUCACCAAGCAGCUCCCAACCCUGAUCCUGUUCCAGGGUGGCAAGGAGGUCAUGCGGCGGCCGCAGAUUGACAAGAAAGGACGAGCCGUAUCUUGGACUUUCUCUGAGGAGAACGUGAUUCGAGAAUUCAACUUGAAUGAGCUUUAUCAGCGGGCCAAGAAGCUAUCUAAGACAGGAGAUAACAUCCCAGAGGAGCAGCCUGUGAGCCCUACCCCCACUGCAGCGCCUGCUGAGGAGAGCAAGAAGGACAAAUAGGGGGGCCCCUGCCUGCCCGAGGCCCCUGGGAGGCCCUGCCCCUUCUCUAAUCACAAGCCCUGCCUGAGGCUUUGGCCUUUUAUUUAUGUUUCCCCUGUGAGGCUGGGUUGGGUGCUGCUUCUGAUUUUAAAGAGGCAUCCAGGGAAUUGUCAGUUAUCCUGCAGCAAGGCUCCUAGCACUGUGGGCAAGUGUUACUGGAAGGGGAGCGAUGGCGUACAGUGAAGGAAAAACCGCCGGUCAGCGUGUCAGCUGCUGUCCACCCGUGUGUGGUUUCCUCUUAGCCACCUACACAGCUACUUACACUAGCUUCAACCCUAACAUUAGAUGCCACGGUGCAGAGGCAGCGCUAAGAUUUUCCAUCUAAAGAACCUUGCUUCUUUAGGCCCUUCUGCCUUGGUCUGUGGCCUUCAUAAAGUCUCUGCCUAACUUGGCUACUUACUGGUUCCAGGGAGAGGCCGCGGAGUUUCUCUUUGAGACAGUAUUGAAUAACCCCGCGAUCUCGUGGAGACUGGGAGGAAGGGGUCCGGUAGAGACUACCCUGAGUGCGGUGGAGCCUAAAGGGAAAACACCCGGGUAGGGUUGAGCUUUCUUCUUAACCUUCCGACCGGCUCCCCCAGCCAGUUGGCGGCGGCCUGGUUUUCCAUAAUAAAGACACUGGAAUUUCCUUUUGA